CCUACCUUGUAGUAACCCAUUCAAAGUUUCAAUCUAUACCCACAGCACGUUGCGGCGUAUAUUAGCCCCCAUUGCAUAUAAGUAGGGCUACAGCAAAGCUCCAGCUUACUCUUCAGCCGUUUCUCCUCGUCUAUUACACGAUAAUGGCGGCGGCGGCAACAACCUCCUUCUCAACCUUGGCACCUACCGCUUCGUCGUCGGCAGCAUCGGCUUCUCUCAAGCUCGCCCCCCAAACCCUAGGGUUUAAUGUCGGCUUUCUGUCUUCCAAAACUUCAUCCAAAUCCCUCAAAGCUCGCUCUAAUGGCAGUUCUGGAUCUGCUCUCGGGGCUCGGAUGGUUUCUGCCCCAGCGAUAACUAAGCCUCCGACGCUGCUUGAUUUUGAAACCUCUGUUUUCAAUAAGGAGAAGAUUAACCUUGCUGGUUAUGACGAGUAUAUCGUGAGAGGAGGAAGAGAUUUGUUCCAUUUGUUGCCUGAUGCCUUUAAAGGUAUCAAACAGAUUGGGGUUAUUGGAUGGGGUUCUCAGGGUCCUGCACAAGCUCAGAAUCUUAGGGAUUCCCUUGUCGAAGCAAAAUCUGACAUUGUAGUGAAGAUUGGAUUACGAAAGGGUUCAAGCUCAUUCAACGAAGCUCGUGGUGCUGGUUUCUCUGAAGAAAACGGAACUCUCGGAGACAUUUAUGAAACCAUCUCCGGCAGUGACCUGGUUCUGCUCUUGAUAUCCGAUUCAGCUCAAGCAGAUAACUAUGAGAAAAUCUUCUCACACAUGAAACCAAACAGCAUCCUUGGACUUUCCCAUGGAUUCCUUCUUGGACAUCUUCAAUCAGCUGGACUUGAUUUCCCCAAGAACAUAAGCGUGGUUGCUGUUUGCCCCAAAGGCAUGGGUCCAUCAGUAAGGAGAUUGUAUGUUCAAGGAAAAGAGAUCAAUGGAGCUGGAAUCAAUGCCAGUUUUGCAGUUCAUCAGGAUGUUGAUGGAAGAGCCACUGAUGUUGCACUCGCAUGGUCUGUUGCCCUUGGUUCUCCUUUUACAUUCGCCACUACACUUGAACAGGAGUACAAGAGUGACAUAUUUGGGGAAAGAGGUAUUUUACUUGGUGCUGUGCAUGGUAUUGUGGAGUCUUUGUUUAGAAGGUAUACAGAAGGUGGUAUGAGUGAAGAUUUGGCUUACAAAAAUACAGUGGAAUGCAUCACUGGGAACAUAUCAAAGACAAUCUCAACUCAGGGAAUGAAAGCUGUGUAUGAGUCAUUAACAGAAGAAGGCAAAAAAGAAUUCUUAACAGCAUACAGUGCCUCAUACUACCCUUGCAUGGACAUUUUAUACGAGUGCUAUGAAGAUGUAGCAAGUGGCAGUGAGAUAAGAAGUGUUGUGUUAGCUGGACGUCGAUUUUAUGAAAAAGAGGGAUUACCAGCUUUCCCCAUGGGGAAAAUCGACCAGACCCGUAUGUGGAAGGUCGGUGAACGGGUCCGUGCUAGCCGACCCGUGGGUGAUUUGGGUCCGUUGUAUCCCUUCACAGCAGGUGUCUAUGUUGCACUAAUGAUGGCACAGAUUGAGGUGUUGAGGAAGAAGGGGCAUUCGUACUCUGAGAUUAUCAAUGAAAGUUUGAUUGAGUCUGUGGAUUCUUUGAACCCGUUUAUGCAUGCGCGAGGUGUGUCGUUUAUGGUGGACAACUGUUCGACAACUGCAAGGUUGGGGUCGAGGAAGUGGGCCCCACGGUUUGACUAUAUUUUGACCCAGCAGGCUUUGGUGGCGGUUGACAAUGGGAGCCCGCUUAACCAGGAUCUGAUUAGCAACUUCUUUGAGGAUCCGGUUCAUGAAGCGGUCAAGGUGUGUGCUGAGUUGAGACCAACGAUUGACAUAUCGGUGCCUGUUGAUGCUGAUUUUGUGAGACCCGAGUUGCGACAAGCGAGCAACUAGGUGAAGGUGGGCCCCAUGUAUGGUUCAUAUAUUUCAUAUCAAGGUAUGGUUCUAGUUUUAUUAUGUGUUUUGUAGAAUGUUUGUGUUUUGAUGGAUUUUGUUGAAUUUUGUAAUAAUGGAAGUGGUCCAGAGUUGGGGUUUUUUGUUUUAUGUCUAGAUGGUGGGUUUAAUUUUUUUUUUGCACAUGACAUGGAUGUGGAUGGCUUUGUUUUUAUCAUUUUAUGUGGUUUUGGUUGGAAUCGUUAAAGAAAGUCUAUCCAAAUGAAAUUUGGUUGGUUUUGAGUUUUGACGACCAAAUAAAAAAUGUUGUGGAAUAGCCAUCUGAGACUAACAGGGUAGGAAGUUGAUACGAUCAAACUUGGGUGAUGCUAAAAAAACCCGCUUUGGUCGUUUCCGGAUAGGUCUAAUCAAUCAAUUUUAAUGCAAUAAUAUUAAUUUUUAAUUACCUUAUACUUAAAGUUUUAUAUUAUUAUUUUUUUGAUGCCUGAGAGAGAGAUUUAAAUGUGGAUGAACAAAUAAUAUUUAGUGGAUCUAGAGUUAAAUAUUAUUUAAUUUUAAUAAAUAAUUAAUUAAAUCAUCCUUUUAAUUUGGACAAAUCAUUUUAUUUAAAACCCUAUUGCCUCUUCUAUUGACACCCAUAAAAUC
Molecule: messenger RNA, 2555 nt
Organism: Lactuca saligna
Lineage: Eukaryota; Viridiplantae; Streptophyta; Magnoliopsida; Asterales; Asteraceae
Source: the annotation of a GenBank genome assembly